Molecule: messenger RNA, 222 nt
Organism: Clunio marinus
Lineage: Eukaryota; Metazoa; Arthropoda; Insecta; Diptera; Chironomidae
Source: the annotation of a GenBank genome assembly
AUGAAUAUUUAUUGCCGACAAACUCAGCCUGGAAGAAAACACAGAAAAAUAAUUUCGGGCUUCGAAAUUGAAGCACAAGAAGAACUUUUGAAUUGCCAAAGGCAAACCAGAAGACCGGGACAAGACAACAAGCAAGUUGUAAUCAAAUGUGUCUGGGAAUCCGGACAAGACAAGCUGAAACUUCUUGCAGUGCAGGAUUUUCCACAACUGCGAUUACAGUGA